Talaromyces marneffei is the source of this 1500-nucleotide messenger RNA. RefSeq lists its product as uncharacterized. Gene Ontology annotation, biological process: transmembrane transport. Lineage: Eukaryota; Fungi; Ascomycota; Eurotiomycetes; Eurotiales; Trichocomaceae. The record is from RefSeq and is a predicted model, not a curated record. Bases 1 to 1500 code for a protein of 499 amino acids. The transcript is spliced from 3 exons. Gene Ontology annotation, molecular function: transmembrane transporter activity.
AUGGGAUUGCUAGAUAUUCCGGCAGACGGGCUCGAAAACCCCAAGAAUUCGGCCAUUUCUGAAGUGACUUCAACAACAACAAACCUCGACGUCGAAAAGCACGACAGUAGCACGGUUGAUGAUUCAGGAAAUGGCGGUCUUCAGGGUGAUGAGGAUCCGCGCCAAUGGCCAGAGCGUAAGAAAAUGGGAAUCCUGGUGAUGGUCGCUGUCAUGACUUUUAUCACGCCCAUGAGCCCUGCCAUGCUCUCUUCUGCUAUUCCGGAGAUCUUGACCGAGUUUCCGACGACAAAUACAGUGUUGGCUUCCAUGUCGGUGUCAAUCUAUGCUCUUGGAUUAGCAGUCGGGCCACUCAUCAUUGCACCGCUUUCAGAAGCGUACGGGAGAUUGGUUCUCUACCACGCAACUGCUAUUCUCUUCAUCAUUUUCAGUAUCGCGUGUGCUGUAAGCACCAACCUGAACAUGUUGAUCGCCUUUGAGUUCUUUCAGGGAUGCAUGGGCUCGGCACCCAUCACCAUGGGGGGUGGUUCCGUGGCUGAUAUGUAUUCCCGGGAGGAGCGUGGUGCUCGCAUUGCCUUUCUUGCCACUGGUCCAUUAAUCGCACAGUUUGUCGGACCAGUUGGGGGAUCUUUUCUUGCCGCCGCUCGUGGGUGGCGCUGGGUUUUUUGGCUCGUUACAAUUCUAACCGGAGUUAUUGAAAUCGGCUACUGCUUUUUAAUGCAUGAAACCUACCAGCCGGUCCUCCUCCGUCGAAAGCUUCGUGGCCUCCGACAGGCUGGUAAUACACAAAUUUCAGAUUUUGGACCAGACGAGUCUCCUUUGAGGCUGGUGGGCAGUUCUAUCUUGCGACCUUUGAAGAUGCUCUUUCUAUUUCCUAUUAUUUUUGGACUUGGUACCCAUGCUGCUGUUGGUUAUGCCUAUUUCUACCUUCUUAUAACCACACUCGCGAAUAUCUUUAUUGGUACAUAUGGACUUGAACCCAAGAUUGUCGGGCUGGUGUAUCUUGGGAUUGCCACCGGAAUGGCUCUUGGGGCUGCAACCUUCGCCAUAUACUCUGAUCGGAUGAUAAAACAGCGAGCAGCCCAUCGCAUGGCAAAACCGGAAGACAGAUUAGUGCCUAUGGUAGCUGGUGGUGUAGCUAUUCCCACGGGCUUAUUGAUUUAUGGAUGGACUGCACAGUAUGGAGUACACUGGAUUGUGCCAAUCAUAGGAACGGGUUUUCUUGGUCUAGGAUUAAUGUGGUUGCUGCUCUCUAUAGAUACUUAUCUCGUUGACGCCUACCCACUUUACGCAGCUUCAAGCAUCGGGGCUACUACUGUUUUCCGCUCAUUUAUCAGUGCUUUUCUCCCGUUGGCAGGGCCAUCUAUGUACGCCCGACUAGGGCUCGGAUGGGGGAAUUCACUCCUAGCAUUCAUUGCUAUUGCACUUGUUCCGAUCCCACUACUCUUUUUGCGGUAUGGUGAACGCGUCCGCUUGAAUCCCAAGUUCCAAUGGGAUCUCUGA